CGAACUCAGUACUUAGGUAUUAUACUGUAUGGUAUGGAGGUGGAGGUAGUGAGGUUCCAGCGGCCGUCAGAAAGCGGGAAAACUCUCUACAUCCGUGGCAUUCCCAGCUGUCUCUCCAGAGAAGAGAAAUGGGGUUUUCUGCACUCAGAGUUUUCCCGACACGGUCUCGUGUACGACGUCAGUCUCCCUCUGAGCCCCUUUAAUCAAGACCCAAUCACCAGCGAUGCCGCUGCAGGAGAAGUGGCUCCUGAUGAGGGUCCAGUGGCAGAGACAGAGUAUGGCUUUGUGACCUUUUACUCGCGGCACGACACCAAGACUGCUCUGCAGGCAGUCCUGAAAUCUCCAAUUAGUAUCAGCAGUCACAGACUCAAAGUGGAGGUGGCUAGACCUAGAAGCAAGCCACACCCCUCGACCACACCCACCCUCUUCCUCGGCAAAUGUCUGGAGCUAUGUAAUCACUUCAUUGGCUUCAGUGGGUGGAGCCUCCACAUCGUUUCCAUGGAGAAUAUGGAAGAACAGAGAGAGGAGGGAGGGAGAGUGUGGGUGGGAGUUCGGUGCUGUGUGGGGGUGAGUUUGAGGGGGUGUGGAGAGAGGGAAAGUCGGGGAGUGGAGGAGUGGAGAGGAGACGAGGGGGAGGAGGUGAGGGAGAAAUUAAAGACGAGGGGAACGGCGAGAAAGAUUGCUUUCAGACGGGCGUGUGAGGACGCAUUCUCUAACAUUCUCAUCAUACUGGUUCCCGGGAGACCACCUGUACCCAUGAUUGUCAGCCGACCAGAAGAUCACAUGAAACAUUUGAUGGGACAGUUUGAUAAUACCUGCCCUCCUGUUACCGUGUUACCAUGCCAACCAGACGAUUCCAGCAUCAUGCAAGAGUGUCCAUGGUAACCAUUUUAUUAUAAUAAUUAUUGUGCUCAUUAUAACAUCAUCAUGAUCAUGACAUUCACAAUAAAAUUCAUCGAGGGAGGGAGGGAAUGGAGAUGGAUGAAAUAAUUAAUAAUGUGUUUGAUAUGAAGUUACUGUGAAGAGUCAGCAGAGCAAUUAUUGCUGUGGGUGUGGUCAGUCUGGUUGCCUAGCGACUCCAGAUGGUCCCUAACAACAACUUUCCCUGGUAGAAUAUCGUGUAGAAACUCAGUUUUCUUUUCUUUACGGACGGCCGUGGAGAGGUGGCAAUAGUGAACAUCGCGUUCUGCUGCUGACACGGCAACCAUGUGGGCGUCCCUGGCUAAUUGGGCAAUAAACAGCUCAGUUGCCUUGGCGACGAGUACCACGGAGUCCUGGCUGAUGCUGUUGGUGGUACUGGAUGUGUGUACGUCAGUUCUCAUUAUGGUGCGGACUCUAGACACGGGGAGCAUGCGUUGAAAGAGACCAGGAGAUUCUGAACUGCCAGAGGGGGCAUGUGGGGAGGUGGAAUGGGAGGAAUGAAGAACGGACGUAUGGAGUUUGGCAGUGGGUGGAGAUUUGUUGGGCGACUUGCUAUUGUUUAGUUUGACAAUUUUACCUCCUUUUACCCUGCCCCCUCCCCCUCCAUCUACCUUGGUCGAAGUGCUUCGAGCUCUACCACUGCUGGGAACUAGAGCUGCCUGCCCCAUUGCUUGGUUGGCGGCGUGAGUCAGCAACGUCGGAGAGAGAGAGGCCCCGAAACUCGAGCUGGAAGCAGAGGAGGCCGUGCCCGCAACACUCGGACGAUCAGGGAGACGAAAUUUGGUAGGAACAGCGGUGAUUGUCACGUGAGAUGUCGAUGACGUCGUCGCCCGCUGCUGCUGAGAGGAGGUCGUGGAGUUUGUUUGAGAAAGAGAGACCGCCGCUCCGGGUUGCUUUUUGACUGGGGAGAUCUUGGCCACGUGAGUCGCGCGAGGGUCUCGGAUCAGUAGGAGCUUCAGUUUCCCGCCCGAGUCUUGCCGAACCACGUAGUUUGGGGGUUGGGACAUUCUUUACGCUUCGCUGGGCUUGUCCGA
Geodia barretti is the source of this 1955-nucleotide messenger RNA. The record is from the annotation of a GenBank genome assembly. Lineage: Eukaryota; Metazoa; Porifera; Demospongiae; Tetractinellida; Geodiidae.